AAUUGAGUUUCCCUUGACACAUCCUCAGUGGAGCAGCCUGUCAGUGGAUGAUAGCAGUGUGCCAUCCAUCCUGGUGUCGGACAGUAUUCAACAGCGCAGCCAUGCCGUCUCUGCGACACUCAUACACGGUGACAGUACCGGAGGAACCGGCCGCUUUCCCCGUAGACAAAGCCGACCUGCGGCGCAAGAGUCCGGCGUUGUCCCGGUCCAUGCUGGUGUCCACAUUCAUGGGACUGAUCAUCAACCAGGCCAAGCAGAACAAGAGUCCUCAAGGCUUGGUUGGGCUGAGGAACUUGGGUAACACGUGUUUCAUGAACUCCAUCCUACAGUGUCUGAGUAACACUCCGGACCUGAGGGACUACUGCCUGAGAAACGUUCACCGCUCAGACCUCAACAACAACUGCAGGUCUAACGCCGCUCUUAUGGAGGAGUUUGCUAAGCUGACUCAGAGCCUGUGGACCUCUGUGAAAGACGAGGCCAUCAGUCCCUCUGAUUUCAAGAGCCAGAUCCAGAGAUACGCUCCCAAAUUUGUGGGUUGCAAUCAGCAGGACGCCCAGGAGUUUCUACGCUUCUUAUUGGACGGUCUCCAUAAUGAGGUGAACAGAGUGACAGUCCGUCCUAAGAUGUCUGUCGAGGACUUUGACCAUCUCUCGGAUGAAGAGAAAGGCAAACGGAUGUGGAAUAUGUAUUUGGAAAGAGAGGACAGCAAAGUAGUGGAUCUGUUUGUGGGACAGCUGAAAAGCUCUCUGACCUGCACUGUCUGUGGCUUCCGCUCCACCGUGUUUGAUCCAUUCUGGGAUCUAUCAAUACCUAUUGCACAGAAAAACUCAGGCGAGGUGAUUCUCAAAGACUGCCUUAGACUCUUCACAAAGGAAGAUGUGUUGGAUGGAGAAGAGAGACCGACAUGCAACAGAUGCAAAGCCAGAAGGAAAUGUACCAAACGAUUCAGCAUCCAGAAGUUCCCACAGAUUCUUGUGCUUCACCUGAAGCGUUUCUCCGACUCAAACAUCCGAUCCAGCAAACUCUCCACUUAUGUCAACUUCCCUCUCAAAGAGCUGGACCUGCGGGAGUUUACUUCAGAGAGCAGCGAGCGUGCCGUGUACAACCUGUAUGCAGUGUCCAAUCACUCGGGAAACGCUCUGGGAGGGCAUUACACAGCUUACUGCAAGAACCCGGGGCUGGGAGAGUGGUACAGCUACAACGACUCCAGGGUGAGCCCGAUGUCUUCCAGCCAAGUUCGCAGCAGCAAUGCCUAUGUCCUCUUCUACGAGCUGGCCGCCUCCCCUCACAGUAAAUAUCAGACAUGUCGACUCUAGACACUGCAGUCGAGUGAUACACUGUUCUGAACUGGGCCUAAAGAUGGAGUCCAUGGAGUCACACUGCCUGCUGGAGGAGAGCUCCACCUAGUGGAGAG
Molecule: messenger RNA, 1414 nt
Organism: Scomber scombrus (Atlantic mackerel)
Lineage: Eukaryota; Metazoa; Chordata; Actinopteri; Scombriformes; Scombridae
Product: ubiquitin carboxyl-terminal hydrolase 2-like
Exons: 12
Coding region: 48-1316 (422 amino acids)
Biological process (GO): protein deubiquitination
Cellular component (GO): cytoplasm
Molecular function (GO): cysteine-type deubiquitinase activity
Source: RefSeq, a predicted model, not a curated record